Messenger RNA from Salvia miltiorrhiza (redroot sage), 1368 nucleotides. Its product is annotated as amino acid transporter AVT6E-like. The record is from RefSeq and is a predicted model, not a curated record. The transcript has a single exon. Bases 320 to 1318 code for a protein of 332 amino acids. NCBI's taxonomy places the organism in Eukaryota, Viridiplantae, Streptophyta, Magnoliopsida, Lamiales, Lamiaceae. Gene Ontology annotation, biological process: amino acid transmembrane transport. Gene Ontology annotation, molecular function: amino acid transmembrane transporter activity.
AUAGUUUAUGACUUUGAUAGCCACCAUUUUUAAAGAAUGACUUUUGGGGUCAAAAUGCAUUGAAAAGACAAACAUGCCCUUACUAAUUACUGAAUAAAAAUAAAGCAAAAUUGAAAAGAAAAUUAUUUGACUUAAAGAAUAAAAAAUAAAAGAAAAAUUAGAAAGGUUAAUUAAAAGAAAAAUAGAACAGAUUUGAAUCAAAAUUUUUCUCUAAAAUCGGUUUCUCUCUCUCUCCAGAAAACGCAAGCACUCACUCUCCGACGCAGACAACGGCGCCGCCGUCCCCCGGAAACCCAAUUCCUUCAAGUGGUUCUUCAACAUGAAAACCGCCACCUUCGAGUGGCUCUGCGGCCUCCUCGAGCUGCUCCUUGAUUGCCGCGACCCCGUCGGCCCCCCGCUAGAUCUGCCCGCCGAGACCCGCCUCGGAAUCGGCCUGUUCCGCCUCACCACCGGCUCCGAUCACUGCGAGAUCUCCGCCCGCUUCGGAGUCUCCGAGGCCGUCUCCAAAUUCUGCGUCAAGCAGAUCUGCUGCGUGCUCUGCACCAACUACCGAUUCUGGGUCGGAUUUUCGGGCCACGCUGAGUUGAAUCGCAAAGAAAUGCAAACCUCUUUCUUGUGUCUAUUUGUCCUUGGGUCGAAGAAGGAUCCUUAUCUGAAAUCGGGUAGGACUGCAUUGGGUAGGACUGCUAGGACUUUGUCCGAAAUUUGCAUAAUCGUUAACAAUGCCGGUGUUUUGGUUGUGUAUUUGAUCAUCAUUGGGGAUGUGAUGUCUGGAUCCCUUCAUCACAUGGGAGUUUUUGACCAAUGGUGGGGUCAUGGUUUUUGGGAUCACAGGAAGAUAGUGAUUCUAAUAGUUCUAGUGCUUUUUCUUGCACCGUUGUGUACCUUGGAUAAGAUUGAUUCCUUGAGCACGACUUCAGCAGCUUCUGUAGCGCUUGCAAUUGUUUUCGUUGUUGUCGUGUUUAUUGUGGCUCUUAUCAAGCUUGUUGAGGGGAAAAUUGAACCCCCUAGGAUGAUGCCUGAUUUUGGAUCCAAGAAGGCGAUUCUUGAUCUGCUUGUGGUGAUUCCCAUCAUGUCAAAUGCUUAUGUGUGCCACUUUAAUGUGCAACCAAUUUAUAACGAGCUUGAAGGGCGCUCACCGAGUAAAAUGUACCGGGUGGGAAGGAUCACAGCUGCAAUUUGUGUUGUUGUGUAUGCUUCUACUGCUAUAGCUGGCUAUUUACUCUUUGGGGAGGAUACUGAAUCUGAUGUGCUCACUAACUUCGAUAAGGUCUCCAAAUUAAGUUACAUAUUAUUUAUUAUUUUUAAAUAUUUAUGAAUUAGCUUAAUUAUCAUUUAUAUACUAAUUUAAUUAAUUAUUAUUGAAUU